AUGUCUUUUCAGAGUACUCUCAGCCUGUCUCUGGACAGCCCCACCCAUGCUAUCUGCAUGGUGGGUAUGGAAAUCACCUUGGACAUCAGCGGGUGCGCCCCAGAUAAGUGUGAGUCCUUCACCAUCCGUGGCUCCCCCAGGGUCUUGAUCCACAUCUCCAGCUCCGUCAUUACCGGGAAGGAGGAUGCUGUGGUCUGGCGGCCAAUGAAACAACCCACAGAGGCACUGGUGAGGAUGGUGUCACCCAGCCCCACUGUGGACGAAGACAAGGUGCUGGUCUCCUACUACUGUCCUGACAAAGAGGUCCCCACGGCCACAGCUGUGCUGUUCCUCACUGGUAUUGAGGUCUCCCUGGAGGCAGACAUCUAUCGGGAUGGACAACUGGACAUGCCAAGUGAUAAGCAAGCUAAGAAAAGAUGGAUGUGGGGUCUGAAUGGCUGGGGAGCCAUCCUGCUCGUGAAUUGUAAUCCUGAAACCCCAGGCCAGUCUGAUGAGCAGUCCGGGGUUCAGGAGAGCCCCAAAGAAAUACAGAACCUGUCUCAGAUGACGCUAACUGUGGAGGGCCCCACCAGCAUCCUUCGGGACUACCAGUUGCUUCUACAUACCUCCAAGGAAGAGGCAAAGAAGACAAGAGUCUACUGGGCUCAUAGGGGCACCUCUGCCUAUGAACUGGUAGUAGGACCUGACAAACCUUUCCACAUCCUGCCUACCUUUGACACCCGUGGGAAAGAGACUUUCUACAUAGAAGCCACAGAGUUCCCAUCUCCCAGCUUCUCCGGCCUGAUCUCCUUCUCGGUCUCCCUAAUAGAACAGGCUCAUGACCAGUUGAUCCCAGAGACCCCGCUAUAUAAGGAUACAGUGAUGUUCCGGGUGGCACCUUACAUCUUCCUGCCCAGUACCCAGCUGCCUCUAGAGGUUUACCUGUGCAGGGAGCUACAGCUGCAAGGCUUUGUGGACUCCGUGACAAAGCUGAGCGAGAAGAGCAACGUGCAGGUGGCAUCCGUCUAUGAGGACCCCAACCGCCAGGGCAGGUGGCUACAGGACGAGAUGGCUUUCUGCUAUACGCAGGCUCCUCACAAGACUAUGUCCUUCAUCCUUGACACCCCGAGGGUUGCCAAGCUGGAAGAUUUCCCCAUGAAAUACUCACUGAGCCCUGGCGUUGGCUACCUGAUCCAAGAAACUGAGGACCACCGGGUGGCUAGCCUGGAUUCCGUCGGGAACCUGGUUGUAUCCCCGCCUGUCAAGGCUCAGGGCAAAGACUACCCACUAGGAAGGAUUCUCAUUGGUGGCAGCUUUUACCCCAGCUUUGAGGGCCGGGACAUGAGCAAGGCCCUACGAGACUUCGUGUACGCCCAACAGGUGCAGGCCCCUGUGGAGCUCUUCUCGGAUUGGCUGAUGACCGGUCACGUGGAUCAGUUCCUGUGCUUUGUUCCUGUCGAUGAUAAGAACAGUGACAGGAAGGGCUUCCGCCUGCUGCUGGCCAGUCCCAAUGCCUGCUAUGAGCUCUUUGAACAGAAGCAGAAGGAGGGCUUUGGGGACGUGACGCUGUUCGAAGACGUCAGAGCAGAACAGCUCAUUUCUAAUGGGAGGGAGGUCAAAACCAUCUCCCAAAUCCUGGCUGAUGAGAAUUUACGAGAGCAGAACGCCUAUGUGGAGAAGUGCAUCAGCCUGAACCGCACCCUCCUGAAGAAGGAACUGGGACUGGUGGACAAUGACUUCAUCAGGAUCCCACAGCUCUUCUGCCUGGAGCCGCUGACAAACGUCCCCUCCAACCAGCAGACCUCAAAACUCUUUGCGAGGCCUUACUUCCCCGACAUGCUACAGAUGAUCGUGCUGGGCAAGAACAUUGGGAUCCCCAAGCCCUUCGGGCCCCAAAUCAAGGGCACCUGCUGCCUGGAAGAGAUGGUCUGCGGCUUACUGGAGCCCCUGGGUCUCAAGUGCACCUUCAUUGAUGACUUUGACUGCUACCUGGCCAACAUAGGGGACGCCUGUGCCAGUGUCAUCGUAAACCGGGUACCAUUUGCAUUCAAGUGGUGGAAGAUGAACCCAUAA
Messenger RNA from Rattus rattus (black rat), 2052 nucleotides. It is a transcript of the gene Padi6, whose product is annotated as peptidyl arginine deiminase 6. The transcript has 17 exons. Lineage: Eukaryota; Metazoa; Chordata; Mammalia; Rodentia; Muridae. The record is from RefSeq and is a predicted model, not a curated record. Gene Ontology annotation, cellular component: cytoplasm. Bases 1 to 2052 code for a protein of 683 amino acids. Gene Ontology annotation, molecular function: protein-arginine deiminase activity; calcium ion binding.